Mesorhabditis belari is the source of this 225-nucleotide messenger RNA. NCBI's taxonomy places the organism in Eukaryota, Metazoa, Nematoda, Chromadorea, Rhabditida, Rhabditidae. The record is from the annotation of a GenBank genome assembly.
AUGGCCGCUCGCCGCGACCCAACUCAGGACAAUCGUCAUUCAGGAACCAACAUCGGCUAUCUUCUCUUUUCUCGACUUCGUCACGACCGGGGAUACGCUGUUGUCGAAAUGAUGGCUUGGUUCUCGUCGACGAUUUUUCAUUGUGUCGAAUGUUGGGUGACCGAGUGGAUGGACUAUUUUGUGGUAUGUGGUUUAGCCGACAUCUGUGUAGCCGUCCUCUACACA